UCAUUCUGCAUAAACCCGCAGUGCAGGCAAGAAUGGCGUUUUGUAAUAUAAUGGUUGCCAUAAAACAGCUCUGUAUCUCGUUUGCAGUAUUAUUAGUUCCCACCAACCCUCAACCGAGUACAUCAAGUACAUCUCCUACACCUCUGAAUGAAGAACCACCUACAGCGAAUGGCAACCCACCGACAGAUAAUGAAGAGCCAUCUUCAAAUAACGACCCAAGUACAGCUAAUGGAGAGUCAACUUCAAACAACGACCCGCCAACAGAAACCGAAGAGCAAGCUUCAGAUAGUGACCCACAAACAAUUAAUGAAGAGUAACCAAGUAACGACCCACUAACAGCUGAAGGAGCUGUUAAGGACCACCUAAAGGACCACCUUCAAGCAUUGACCCACCAAUUGUAAGCGAAUGGCCUGCAUCGCACUAGAAAAAUGUCAAUGCACUAUUACA
Messenger RNA from Homalodisca vitripennis (glassy-winged sharpshooter), 447 nucleotides. RefSeq names its product threonine-rich protein-like. Lineage: Eukaryota; Metazoa; Arthropoda; Insecta; Hemiptera; Cicadellidae. The record is from RefSeq and is a predicted model, not a curated record. The coding region runs from base 33 to 317 and encodes 94 amino acids. The transcript is spliced from 3 exons.